Coregonus sp. 'balchen' is the source of this 22275-nucleotide messenger RNA. NCBI's taxonomy places the organism in Eukaryota, Metazoa, Chordata, Actinopteri, Salmoniformes, Salmonidae. The record is from the annotation of a GenBank genome assembly.
AUGGCUGCGUCUCCACUCCCAGAGCGCGAUUCUGCGCCCCUUCUGCAGCUGCAGGAAGUGGACCCCAGCCGGGUGGGCCGCGGUGGCCGCAUCCUCUCGCCCAUCUUCAGCGCCCCAUCCCCGCCGCUGCCCAUGGAGGCCCACCCCAUCUGCAUCCCCUCGCCGUACACUGACAUCGGGCACGACUUCAACCCCUUGUCCUUCUACAGCCCCACUCUGCUGAGCUACGGUGGGCCCGCCCUCCCUGACUGCCCGUCCGCUCGCCAGUCCCUCAGUCCCUCCUUCUUCUGGCCCCCCCAUGCUCACGUGGGGCCUUCAUUGGCUCUGCACCAUCGGCCCCAGUCCCGCCCCCAGCAAGGCCAGCCAACCCGAGUGCCCUGGGUGGAGCUGUCGCCCCGGGACCACGCCCUAUCUGAGAGCAGGUAGGAAGGAAACUGAGUUUAGGUAGGAAGGACACUGGGUUUCUUCACUCCUUGGAGGCUUUUGCUCCAGCUUAGCACUAACAAACCUGAUUCUACUUAUAAACUGGGCAAAAGCCCCCACACAAUGCAGACCACCAACUGCUGCAUUUCAUUAGAACAUGCAGAGCCUAUUCUUUGCAGGUGUGAAGGGACUAGAUAGGUGUGAGCCAUUGCUCCAUCUUGUUUCCGCUACAGAACAAGAAUGAGAUUCUAUUCAUAUUGUUUCCGCCAUAUUGCUUUAACCUAUCCAGUCCUAUUAGAUCUGUGAUGGUGAGUGAUUAAGGUCAGAAGGGAGGGGGGCACUUUGAAAGCCUUAUUAUAAAGUUUUACCCUUGUUUUGUAUGGUUUUCAAAACAUUAUCAUCAGUCAUGUUGUCACUGUUGUCUGUAUUCUCUCUGUGUGAUGGACAGCAAGCCUCUGAGGAAGCGCUCGCAGGAGGGCGAGGAGACGGUCAUCUCGCCGGAAGGGAAGGCUGAACUGCACUUCUGUGCCGUGUGUCACGACUACGCAUCGGGCUACCACUACGGCGUGUGGUCCUGCGAGGGCUGCAAGGCUUUCUUCAAGAGGAGCAUCCAAGGUAGUAAGGGCUCAGUGUUCCAGAUCAUGCACAUACAGUGCCUUCAGAAAGUAUUCAUACCCCUUGACCCCACAUUUUGUUAUGUUACAGCCUGAAUUCCAAAUGGAUUAAAUAUAUUUUUUACACACAAUACCCCAUAAUGACAAAGUGAAAACAUGAUUUUAGAAUUUUUGCAAAUUUAUAGAAAAUGAAGUACAGAAAUAUCUCAUUUACAUAAGUAUUCAUACUCCUUUCCUAUAACAGCUCAGGUGCAUCCAAUUUCCUUUGAUCAUCCUUGAGAUGUCACUACAGCUUGAUUGGAGUCCACCUGUGAUUGUUUAGACAUGAUUUAGAAAGAAACACACCUGUAUGGAAAAAAAAUGUAUGCACUCACUAACUGUAAGUCGCUCUUGAUAAGAGUGUCUGCUAAAUGACUAAAAUUUACAAUGUCUAUAUAAGGUCCCAAAUUUGACAGUGCAAGUCAGAGUAGAAACUAUACCAUGAAGUCCAAAGAACUGUCCUUAGAUCUCCGAGAUAUAAUUGUGAUGAGGCAUAUAUCUGUGGAAGGGUAUAAAACAAUUUCUCAAGUGUUGAACGUUUCCAAGAGCACAGUUGUCUCCAUUAUUGGGAAAUUGAAAAAAUAUGGAACUACCCAGACUCUGCCUAGAGCUGGCCGUCCGACCAAACUGAGCAACCAGGCAAUAAUGACCUUGGUCAGGGAGGUGACCAAGAACCUAAUGACCACUCUGGCAGAACUACAGAUUUCCUUGGCUGAGAUGGGAGACCCUGCCAGAAGGACAACAGGCUCUACAGCACUUCACCAGUCUGGGCUUUAUGGGAGUGGCCACUUCUGAGAAAAAGGCACAUGACAGCACGCCUGGAGUUUGCAAAAUGACAUGUGAAAGACUGAGAUCAUAAGGCAAAAGAUGAUGUGGUCUGACGAGACAAAAAAUGAACUCUUUGGCUUGAAUGAAAAGCGCUAUGUCUGGAGAAAACCAGGCACAGCUCAUCACCCCUCUAACACCAUCCCUGCUGUGAAGCAUGGUGGUGGCAGAAUCAUGCUAUGGGGAUGCUUUUCAGUGGCAGGGACUGGGAGACUGGUAAGGAUAGACAGAACAAUGAAUGGAGCCAAAUAAAGGGAAAACCUUGAUGAGAACCUGCUUCAGAGUGCAAACGACCUUAGACUGGGGCAAAGAUUUACGUUCCAGCAGAACAAUGACCCCAAGCAUACAGCCAAAGCAAUGCUGGAAUGGCUUCAGAACAAGAAUGUGAAAGUCCUUGAGUGGCCCAGCCAAAGCCCAGACUUGAAUCCUAUUGAAAAUCUGUGGAAAGACUUAACGAUUGCUUUUCAGCGCCGCUCCCCAUCUAACUUAACAGAGCUUGAGAAAAUCUGCAAGGAAAAAUGGGAGAAAAUCCCAAAAUCCAGAUGUACAAAGCUGAUACAGACAUACCCAAGACGACUCAAAGCUGUAAUCGCCGCCAAAGGUGCUUCUACAAAGUAUUGACUCAGGGGUGUGAAUACUUAUGUAAAUGAGAUACUUCUGUAUUUCAUUUUCAAAGAAAUUGCUACAAAAUGUAAAAACAUGUUUUCACUUUGUCAUUAUGGGGUAUUAUGUGUAAAUGGGUGAGAAUUUUAUUUAAUGAAUUUUGAAUUUGGGUUGUAACACAACAAAAUGUGGAGUAAGUCAAGGGGUAUGAAUACUUUCUGAAGGCACUGUAGGGGGGAAUUCUGACUCGAGUUAAACGUGCGUAAAUGGAACGCAAUUCCCUUUUUAUGCACUUUUCUUUCAACCUGUAUUCUGACCUUGAACUUAUACAUAUCACAUUUUCCACAGUGACAUUUAUGAAACGCUUGCCUUAUAACCUUGCAGGGAUGCAAAUUGGAGACCCAAGCUAUACGUUUCUGUAGCCAUGAGCAAAUGACAGAAUAGCGCCAAACCUACCAAGUUGAUUUAUGAUUUCUAUAAUGUUUUGUUUGUAUCCCCAGACUUUUCACUGUAUUUUUUAAAACAAUUUGUAUCGUGUUAACUAUCAGCCAUGAUCAGUAGCCUUUCUUUCCUCUGUCUCGUUCGUGUGGUUGUUCCUGAGGAUCGCUAGCAAUUGUGGAUCAUGUUAGGCUAACGUAUUACAAGUUGUGCAAUAAUUUGGGACAUGUAGCCUAUUUGAAUCAUUAUGGAACGCAGACCAUACGUGGCAGUUUAAACCUGGAGCCUGGUGCACUGUUCACGAUGACUGGACCGUUGUCAUCACAGUUCCAUGAUUAGUGAGGAUUAUUAGAGUAGAUUUAUAGGAGUACUGUUGUAAAAUGUUCUCACCUUCCUAUAUUUCAUGAAUUGAACAAUUGAAUAUGGCAACUUUCAGGAUUAAUCAAACCACUGUAUUUUUGAUUCACCAAUAUAUUUUGUGCGUAAAGGUUUCCCCCAAAAAUGUUAUUCAUAAAUACUUUCCUAACACUAAAUAAUAUAAAAGAUCAGAGUAGUUUUUAAAAUACCAAUUGGUGCUGAAAAGCAGAUGAAUAUUUGUGUAUUUCAAUGGCUUUCGAUGGCUUUCUUUCCACUUCUGGAUUUAUUGUCUCUUAUUGAUUCUGAAAAAAAUCCACGUCCAUGUCUGGAGACACAACCCCUGAAAUAUUCUGAACCGUUCUCUUCAUAUAUUCUAGUGCAGGGGUAGGCAACCCUGUUCCUGGAGUGCUGUAGGUACAGUGCAUUCGGAGAGUAUUCAGACCCCUUCCCUUUUUCCACAUUUCGUUACGUUACAGCCUUAUUCUAAAAUUGAUUAAAUAAAACAUUUUCCUUAUCAAUCUUCACACAAUGCCCCAUAAUGAUUAAGUAUUCUGACCCUUUGCUAUGAGACUCGAAAUUGAGCUCAGGUACAUCCUGUUUCCAUUGAUCAUCCUUGAGAUGUUUCUACAACUUGAUUGGAGUCCACUUGUGGUAAAUACAAUUGAUUGGACAUGAUUUGGAAAGGCACACACCUGUCUAUAUAAGGUCCCACAGUUGACCGUGCAUGUCAGAGCAAAAACCAAGCCAUGAGGUUGAAGGAAUUGUCCGUAGAGCUCCGAGACAGGUGUCAUGACUUGCCCUCAUGGGUUGAGGAUCAAACAUGCUGGCUAGGCAAAGGUUUGAACACCCCCUUUCCUGGGGGCCAGUUUUAUGACCGGUCGGAAAUACCGUGCAGACUUUCUCUUCCUUGCCAUGAAGUAUUGGGAGAAAGGACCCCUUUGUUAACAAAGGAAGUCUUCCCGCCAAGACUCCAACAUCCAAAAGUGGAUAAUGAAACAAUAUUCCUACUUAAAAGAAUGUGGGAAAUGGUUGGUGGGGACUUAUAGAACAAUCAUGUCAAAUUCGUUACUAUGUUGUGAUGUCAUUAAAGACGGAGGAACAACAUAACUAUCUCUGGGGGGCUACACUUCCCAGUUAUCAAUUUGUUGUAUAAAACAAAUGAUUUAGUAUAAUAAUAGUUUUGUGAAGAUAACAAUGGGAUUUUAGAUGAGAUUGUUUUCCAUAUAGAUUUUUUCUCAUCAGUGGCCACGCCCAGAUGAGCACAAACAUGAUGGAAUGCCCCUUUUACCCCGAGUGCAUAAAAAUACUUGUGACGAAAUUCACCUCCGACCAGCAGACGUGAAGCGUGAGCUAAAUGUUGUAAAAUGGUUGAAUUUCUACAAGACCAGAAAGCGUGAGACGUUAGUCCACAAAUUUGAAAUUGAGAAAUGCUGAAACUCUCAACCUCUACACGAGGUGAAGAAGAAGACAAUGCACUAGACCUUAUCAUUUCAGUCUGCAGCUGGCAUGUAUAGUCGUCUAGAGAACUUUCACUAAAGACACGAGUUGGAAAGGACAAUCCCUCUCCAACAACCGCGGGUACAUCUGAAGUAUCCAUUCUAACCACGACUAUGACCAUAAACUCUACCAAGGACAUUGAGAUCUAUGGUGGGCAAACCAGAGUCCUACAUCAUCAACUCAACUAUCGAGGACAGCAACACGUAAAUACAGUUGAAGUCGGAAGUUUACAUACACCUUAGCCAAAUACAUCUAAACUUAGUUUUUCACAAUUCCUGACAUUUAAUCCUAAUAACAAUUCCCUGUCUUAGGUCAGUUAGGAUCACCACUUUAUUUUAAGAUUGUGAAAUGUCAGAAUAAUAGUAGAGAGAAUUAUUUAUUUCAGCUUUUAUUUAUUUCAUCACAUUCCCAUUGGGUCAGAAGUUUACAUACACUCAAUUAGUAUUUGGUAGCAUUGCCUUUAAAUUGUUUAACUUGGGUUAAAUGUUUCGCGUAGCCUUCCACAAGCUUCCCACAAUAAGUUGGGUGAAUUCUGGCCCAUUCCUCAUGACAGAGCUGGUGUAACUGAGUCAGGUUUGUAGGCCUCCUUGCUCGAACACGCUUUUUCAGUUCUGCCCACAAAUGUUCUAUAGGAUUGAGGUCAGGGCUUUGUGAUGGCCACUCCAAUACCUUGACUUUGUUGUCCUUAAGCCAUUUUGCCACAACUUUGGAAGUAUGCUUGGGGUCAUUGUCCAUUUGGAAGACCCAUUUGCGACCAAGCUUUAACUUCCUGACUGAUGUCUUGAGAUGUUGCUUCAAUAUAUCCACAUAAUUUUCCUUCUUCAUGAUGCCAUCUAUUUUGUGAAGUGCACCAGUCCCUCCUGUAGCAAAGCACCCCCACAGCAUGAUGCUGCCACCCCCGUGCUUCAUGGUUGGGAUGGUGUUCUUCGGCUUGCAAGCCUACCCCCUUUUUCCUCCAAACAUAACUAUGGUCAUUAUGGCCAAACAGUUCUAUUUUUGUUUAAUCAGACCAGAGGACAUUUCUCCAAAAAGUACGAACUUUGUCCCCAUGUGCAGUUGCAAACCGUAGUCUGGCUUUUUUAUUUGUGGUUUUGGAGCAGUGGCUUCUUCCUUGCUGAGCGGCCUUUCAGGUUAUGUCGAUGUAGGAAUCGUUUUACUGUGGAUAUAGAUACUUGUGUACCUGUUUCCUCCAGCAUCUUCACAAGGUCCUUUGCUGUUGUUCUGCGAUUGAUUUGCACUUUUCGCACCAAAGUACGUUCAUCUCAGAACGCGUCUCCAUCCUGAGCGGUAUGACGGCUGCGUGGUCCCAUGGUGUUUAUACUUGUGUACUAUUGUUUGUACAGAUGAACGCGGUACCUUCAGGCGUUUGGAAAUUGCUCCGAAGGAUGAACCUGACUUGUGGAGGUCUACCAUUUUAUUUAUGAGGUCUUGGCUGAUUUAUUUUGAUUUUCCCAUGAUGUCAAGCAAAGAGGCACUGAGUUUGAAGGUAGGCCUUGAAAUACAUCCACAGGUACACCUCCAAUUGACUCAAAUGAUGUCAAUUAGCCGAUCAGAAGCUUCUAAAGCCAUGACAUCAUUUUCUGGAAUUUUCCAAGCUGUUUAAAAGGCACAGUCAACUUAGUGUAUGUAAACUUCUGACCCACUAGAAUUGUGAUACACUGAAUUAUAAGUGAAGUAAUCUGUCUGUAAACAAUUCUUGGAAAAAUUACUUGUGUCAUGCACAAAGUAGAUGUCCUAACCGACUUGCCAAAACUAUAGUUUGUUAACAAGAAAUGUGUGGAGUGGUUGAAAAACUAGUUUUAAUGACUCCAACCUAAGUGUAUGUAAACUUCCGACUUCAACUGUAAAUGUUGCAUUUCUAAUCCGAAUGAGCGAUUAUUAGGGUGCAUAAGUAUUAUGAUUACUGUGAGCGUAGUUUCCAAAGUAACUACGAUAGUUUAAAUGAAUGAAUAGGACACACCCACAACCACAACUCUGCAGCUUUAGUUAAGUGUCAACAUACCUGAUUUAACUAGUCAAAGUCUUGAUCGGAGACUCUGAGUAGAGUUAGAUGUAUGACUGCUUGGCUGGAACAAAAACCUGCACCCACAGUGGUCCUCACAGGGUAAGAUUGCCCCCACCUACUCGAGAUGAAGAGGGAAUUAGUGAGGUUCUUCAAUAGAUAAUUUCACAUCAGAAAUACCUGCCGCUUUUACAACUUAUUUACCACUAAUCAUAUAAGGUCAUCAGUGAAAGCCAUCACAGAUAGCUUGUGUUGUCAAUCCUGUUGGACAUCUUUCUUCUGCUAUCUUUGGGCCGGAUUUACCAAGGCCAGGAUUCAAUCCGAUCGCACUUUGUUGACAAUGUGUCCUUUUAAAGGUAAUGUUAAAGCGUUCGCAGAGACCGCAUUCACUGUAAAUGCUGCAUGUUGGAAAUGACCAUUAAAUGGCACGUUAGCAACAAAACGUGAUCGGAUUGAAUCCCAGCCUAAGCAUUUAGCACCACAAUAUGCUGAAAAGGGAAUAAAUAUUGAGGAUAGAACAAAAGGGUAAGGCUACGUCAUUGAGACUUAUUAGCACGGAUGAAAUUGUAUAUGCAAUUGUCAGUUUUUGUCAGUCAAAGUUCUCAACUGGGACGAGCUGCAUACAUGAGAAGACUGACAAUUUGUGCAAUUUUGUCGGACAAUAAUUUCCAUUGUACAUCUUCCGGCAAUUGGGAAUUUUCAAAUACAAUAUGACUGUGGCCUAAAACAAAGGUGUGUAAAAAGAAUAAAGCAUCAAGGUAAAUGUAAAUGAACACAGUUUUAUGCUUUACAUUUUUUAUCCCUUUGUCCCUUCGGUGGAAACACUUAUUAAAUCUAGCCCUUUCUCUCUCAGUCAAGGACUAUUCAAUGUACUCUAGUACUGUAGUGUUUCUCAACUCCGGUCUUGGAGUACCCCCAAGGGUUGCUCAUUUUUGUUCUAGAACACAAUUGCUGGGCUAGAACACAAUUGUGCACUGACUAUGGGUUCCCUCAGGAAUGUAUUGGGACAUGCUGCUCUAUUUGUCCUCUCGUAAUUGGGUCCAGAUCCCUUUCUCAGGGGCCAAAGGUGAGAGCACAUUGUUCACCCUCUGGGAAUAGAGCUACUGGUUCCGGCUGUGGUGUGUGUGUGUGUGUGUGUGUGUGUGUGUGUGUGUGUGUGUGUGUGUGUGUGUGCAUGAAUCUCACAUCUUAAAGGGAUUAAAAGGAGACAAGCCAAAAAAUGGUCUGCCGAGGUCCUCCCUUUGAUCAAGAUUGUAACUAAGAUGAUUGUGGGAAGAAAACAGCGUGUUUGGCUCAUCCUUCGAUUGGAACUUGGAACUGUCAUUGCCACUGCCAUUUCAAUCUGGUUUCACAUCAAGGAAUGUUCCUGGAACUAUUCCAAAGAUUGCAGAUAACAAGCAGCAAUAACAACCUUUAUACCACAGCAUUGUUGAAUACUUGUUUCUAAUUGGCUAGAAGGACAUUCUAGAAUGGACAUUAAAACCAGUUAACGAGACAGUUGUUCUCAUCGACGGGGCUGUAGUGGAACAGGUUGAGAGCUUCAAGUUCCUUGGUGUCCACAUCACCAAUGAACUAUCAUGGUCCAAACACACCAAGACAGUCGUGAAGAGGGCACGACAAAGCCUAUUCCCCCUCAGGAGACUAAAAAGAUUUGGCAUGGGUCCUCAGAUCCUCAAAAAAUUCUGCAGCUGCACCAUCGAGAGCAUCCUGACUGGUUGCAUCACCGCCUGGUAUGGCAACUGCUUGGCCUCCGACCGCAAGGCACUACAGAGGGUAGUGCGUACGGCCCAGUACAUCACUGGGGCAAAGCUUCCUGCCAUCCAGGACCUCUAUACCAGGCGGUGUCAGAGGAAGGCCCUCAAAAUUGUCAAAGACUCCAGCCACCCUAGUCAUAGACUGUUCUCUCUGCUACCGCACGGCAAGCGGUACCGGAGUGCCAAGUCUAGGUCCAAAAGACUUCUCAACAGCUUCUACCCCCAAGCCAUAAGACUCCUGAACAGCUAAUCAUGGCUACCCAGACUAUUUGCACUGCCCCCCCACCCCACCCUUUUUACGCUGCUGCUACUCUGUUAAGUAUUUAUGCAUAGUCACUUUAACUCUACCCACAUGUACAUAUUACCUCAACUACCUCAACUAGCCGGUGCCCCCGCACAUUGACUCUGCAACGGUACCCCCCUGUAUAUAUAGCCUCCCUACUGUCACUUUAUUUUACUUCUGCUCUUUUUUUCUCAACACUUUUUUUGUUGUUGUUUUAUUCUUACUUUUUUUGUUUAAAAUAAAUGCACUGUUGGUUAAGGGCUGUAAGUAAGCAUUUCACUGUAAUGUCUGCACCUGUUGUAUUCGGCGCAUGUGACCAAUAAAAUUUGAUUUGAUUUGAUUUGGAAAAGAUAUCGGGACACCUUGCAAUCAUGACACAAUGUGCGCCUAGACAUGCAGACUGUACUUGCUACAUAGUUACAGAAAGCUAAACCAACAACUACAAAUGCUUCAGGUACACUUGAUAUUUAUGUUUCCUGUUAAAGUAGAGCAGGGAUGGGCAACUGUAGGGGUCUCAACUUACUGUUGCAAGUUAGAAUAGUAGAAUACACGAGGUGUAAUAUCGAAAUUUGGUUAUGCAUCAGCAGUUUUUCUCUUGAUAUGUCAGUCACUGAUACUCAAUUAGCCCGUGUCAACUACAUUUUUUUUAGAUUGGAAAGUUUGUCUAGCGGCCAGCUAUCUAAAUUUAGUAAUCAUGGUGGAAUUACCGGCCGGGGGGUCCCCAUUGAUUUUCUUAGUCAGUCUCACUCAGAUAUCAUAUUAAAACCUACAAACAUUUCUCUCCCCCCCAAUGGAAAAAUGUGUAGAAUUGCAGGAAACUCCAAAAAUGUUCUCUAUGCCCCAUGGCAAAAUGUGUAGAAUUGCACGAAAUUUACUUGAGUAAAAUGUUAAAUUUUUCUCUCCACUGUCAAGAGGUGGGCUGUUAAAAUGUUUGUUUUUUUUCGCAGUGGGGGGGGUUCACAUGUUGGUACGCAGACCUGCGAGCAACUGCCGUUCCUCAUGAUGAGUUCAAAUUUUUUGUGACCCCCACGCCCAUCAAAGCUGCCCAUCCCUGAAGUAGAGGAACUUUCUCUCUCUCUCUCUCUGACCUUUUACAUUUGUUUUCUUGUAUUUAGCUGCCAAUGUACACAUGGAAUAAAACAUAAAAAUGUUAGUCUUCCUCUUAUCUCUUCUCUCCUAUCUACCCUUUGUAAACCCCACUCCAUCUCUCUCUCUCUCAGGUCACAAUGACUACAUCUGCCCGGCGACCAACCAGUGCACUAUCGAUAAGAACCGCCGCAAGAGCUGCCAGGCGUGCCGCCUCCGCAAGUGCUACGAAGUAGGCAUGACAAAGUGUGGUACGUGUCUCUCGCUUUCCCCCUCUCCCUUCAUCCUCCUCGUCUUCUAUCUCCUUCACACCAUCCUCACCCUAAUCUUGCCAGUGGUGGUUGUCACAAAGCGUCUCAGAUCAAGUCCACCCUAACAUACAAUCGUAUUCAUUAUGACCCACGACAAAAAUUACGUUAAAUACAUACAGCUUCUGUAUAGUCCAGUGUGUGGCCAAUGUUUGUGUCCGGUGCCUUAGAAAUGAUUUAUUUUUGAUAUGUGAAUAUUCCCCAUUGGCUAGACUUUGCUCACACAAUGAGCAGAGGCACUGGGGUUAGGAUUUAGAGACAUACUCACCCACAUGUUUGCAAGUGGACAAGAAAUAUAGUUUGCAAAACUUUGCUAUUUGCUUUCUCUCCUUUGUGAGCCUUGUGCAUCAGGUGGUUGUCUAGGAUGUUUUGCUCCAUUCAAUGUAAUGAUCUAUUUUUACAAAGCUAAAUUAAGGUUCAGUUGCUAUAGUGACACAGGUUGGUACAGUUGUCAUUUCAUUGUUCGUUGAUCACACAUUUCCUUGUCAAGAUGAACAUUUAGAUUUUAAAUCCAAACUUUUGGACAAGAUAGCCAAGUACAAGGCAAGAUGACUGAAGUCCAAAAGGAGAGGGUGGCCGUCCUUUCGCUUGCUUUCGCCGUGGUGUGUUAUAGCGACCACCUGCUGGGUGCCGGUGAACUGUGGCUGUUUGUGCCGAUUCAACAUGUAGAAUCGUAAAAUCGCCGCUAUUCUUGUCAGAGGCACUUGCCCAUUCAUCGGCCUGGUGGUAUUCCCUCUUACUACAUUUACAUUUUACAUUUUAGUCAUUUAGCAGACGCUCUUAUCCAGAGCGACUAUCGGUGAGAUAUAUGCAACUGGCCCAUGACUUACCAUGCAAAUGUUGUUUGACAGGCAGCUGGUCAAAGGGGAGUAAUUGCUGGGAAUUGUGGAGGUGAAAUCGAUGGGGUGUAAUUGAGGGCUUGAUAUAGCGAUCUCAACCCCUUAUUUUAGGUAUAUCAAGGUACUCUGUUCACCUCCUGUUUCCCUCAGGCAUGCGUCGCGACCGCAGCAGCUACCGGGGUCAUCAACCGAGGCGCGUGGGUCGCUUCUCCCGGGGCGCGGCUAGUGGGCCCAAGCGGGCCCUAGCUGAGAGGGGCGAGCCAAUCAAGGAACUCCUCCCCCCAGCAUUAACCCCGGAGCAGCUGAUUGGCCGGAUAAUGGAGGCGGAGCCACCGGAGAUCUACCUCCAGAGGGACAUGAGGAGGCCCCUGACGGAGGCCAACGUCAUGAUGUCACUCACCAACCUGGCCGACAAGGAGCUGGUCCACAUGAUCAGCUGGGCCAAGAAGAUCCCAGGUUGGUGUUGAUUGAUUUAUUGUCUAUUUUUUUUAUUCAUGAUUUAAAAACAUAAUACUUUCCUCGCAUCAUAUGUUCUAUUUUAUUCCAUUCUUUGUGCACACGUUGAGUACAGCAGAAAAACUGUAUAAAACAUUGACACAAUGAACAUGAGGCCGAAAAGUCUUAAGUUUGCUUGUAAAGCCUGUGUGUAUCCUCUGUCAAUGGGUGUGACAAAAACAGAGUGAGAUAGCAUUAGGUACAGCAUACUGUUGAGUAACUUGAAUCAAUAUCAAUUGAAUACAUUUGAUAUCUUAGAUUUUACUGGCAUAACAUAGCGUAAUAUUGUUCUAAUUUCCUAAAGAAACUGCCCCUAAGAGUCCAUGUUUUCAACAGCAGUCUCCUUUAUUAUCGACAGUGACAGUCAGGUAGUCAGAAUGUAGAAGGGAGACAGAUUAGGAGACAAAGGGGCUGAAACAGGAUUUGUACCCAUGUCUCCCGGGGUAUAUGUGGUUUGGGGGGCUAACCACUAGGCCAGACUCAGAGAGCAAACAUUAAUUAUGUAUGUCAAUCUCUCCUGGCACAAAGUGGAGGAGAGAUUGGCUUCAUCACUACUUGUAUUUGUGAGAGGUAUUGACAUGUUGAAAGCACUGAGCUGUCUAUUCAAACAACUAGCACACAGCUCAGACACACAUGCAUACCCCACAAGACAUGCCACCAGAGGUCUCUUCAAAGUCCCCAAGUCCAGAACAGACUAUGGGAGGCGCACAGUACUACAUAGAGCCAUGACUACAUUGAACUUUAUUCCACAUCAGGUAACUGAUGCAAGCAGUAGAAUCAGAUAAAUAAAUUAAAAUAUUAAAAUUCACCUUAUGUAACAGCGGGGAAUGUGAAGCAACACAAACAGGCACAGACACAUGCAUACACACAUGAUAACAUACGCACCAUACACACACGUACACAUAUUGUGUUGUAGAUAUGUGUUAGUGGAGUAGGGGCCUUAGGGCACACACUUGUAAUGUUUUUAAAAUGGUAUAACUGCCUUAAUUUUGCCGGACCCCAGGAAGAGUAUUAAUAAAUACAAAUACUGAGCAAUGAGCAUCGAUGUACUAUAGUCUACACUCCUCAGUGAUGCUCUCCUCAGUGAUGCUGCAAAAAGUACAGGGUAGUUUGGGAUGUCUAGUUUUCUCUGUGCUAGAGAGAAACAUUGCCCCUGCUUUAUUCAGUAGAACCCCAUUUGCUGCUAGGGUUGAAAUAAAGUAAAAGGUAGUAUGCAAAUGGCCAUGUACACAUUUGACACAACGGUUGUGAUAUAGUGGAGAGACUUUCUGCAUUCAAGUAAUUGGUUGUGCACAAUGGUUGUGUAAACAUUUUCGUGCUGGCAAACACUGCAAUGUAUCACAAUCAUUGUGUCAAAUGUGUUAUAUGUCAGUUGUACGACCUGAGUGUGUACAGGGCCAUAAUCCACUCACUGUUUGCUGUUCGUAAAUAUGACUUUUUUAAGUAUCAUUAUUACAUUGCGAACAACAAACUAUGUUUACCAUGAGCAGUAUGCGGGAACAUUGCCUUUAAAUUUCAAUCGUGCUGUAGCGCAGCUCUUCAGCACUAUGGAUUGAAUCUAGCCCUAGAUCAGCACUCUGAGACACUUCAUGAAUACGGACCCCGUUAUGUCUUUACAGGGUUUGUGGACCUGAGCCUGUUCGACCAGGUGCACCUGUUGGAGUGCUGCUGGUUGGAGGUGCUGAUGCUGGGGCUCAUGUGGAGAUCAGUGGACCACCCCGGUAGGCUCAUCUUUUCCCCCGACCUCAGCCUGAGCAGGUGACCACCCUCUCUCUACUCCUGGAUCAAGCAUCUGUAUGAUUUCUAAAAUAUUUUCAUAGUGGAUCCAAAUGAAGUAUUCAAAUGAAGUGUAUGUCUGUCUGUGUGUGUGUGUUUUCAGGGACGAGGGGAGCUGUGUGCAGGGUUUCGUGGAUAUCUUUGACAUGCUGCUAGCUGCCACCUCCAGGUUCCGAGAGCUCAAGCUGCAGAGGGAGGAGUAUGUCUGCCUCAAGGCCAUGAUCCUCCUCAACUCUAGUACGUGUGUGUUAACGUUUGUGUGCAUCUGUCUGUUUGGCCUUCUGUCUGUACUUCUGUCUUUCUGUUUGUCUGUACUGCAUCUUUAUAAUUAUUUUUUACUUCAUAUUUUAUAUAUUUAUAGCAUGCAUAUCAAGAUUAAGUUUUCAGCACAAGUCUGUUGCUAUGUUGGACCAUUUCUUCAGUGUAAUCCUAUCUGUUUGGGAGUCUAGGGAGGGUUGGCAAGGGCAACCAGAGGAAUAACUCACUCUGACAAGGCCUAAUGAGAACACUGUGUACCUUUUUGAGUCGCUGUCUCUCUCCACUCACAUCAUAGUUACUGUUUAACUCUCAAAGAUGUAACAGUCAGAACCUGUUUCAAGGUCAGUGGAUCACGAAAAAUAACAACAUUUGAUUUAACUUAACUGUAACCAAAGUAAUCGCAUUUAAUAAUGCUACAUGUUGGAAAUUAUUUAUGAAGUGUAGCAAAGGUAGUUUGGUGAAAUGUGCUUGCACACUAAGUCACCUUGUCUGAGACCUGAAGAUUUGUGCUAGCUCCCAGAGAUAAAGACUUGGCUUUAGCUCAGAGGGCUAAUGUGGCUUUGAGUCAUGGAGACAACUACAAUUACGUUUUUUCUUUAUUUUCUCAACUGUGUGUGUGUUUUGUGGUUGCAGACAUGUGCCUGAACUCCUCGGAGGGGAGCGAAGAGCUGCAGAGUCGCUCGAAGCUCCUGCGCUUGCUGGAUGCCGUAACAGACGCACUGGUGUGGGCCAUCGCAAAGACGGGCCUCAGCUUUCAGCAGCAGUCUGCGCGCCUCGCCCACCUGCUGAUGCUGCUGUCACACAUCCGCCACGUCAGGUACAGCAGCCACAAUACGGUCUCCACUGUCACACUCGCAAGUUACCACUCCGUCACAAUAGUCACCACCAUCGUACUCGCAAGUUAUCGCUCAGGCAUGAUACAGUCACCACCAUCACUCUUGGCAGUUACAAUACAGUCACCUCCGUCACACUUUGUAGUUACCGCUCGGGCAUAAUACGAUCAAAACUAUCACACUUGCCAGUUAUCAUGUUGCCACUACGGUAUAGUAAAAUGUUCAAUACGGUCACCACCGUCAAGAUUGAGCCACCAUAUUGUCAUUACCAUCACGACUGAACCAUAAAACAGUCACUACUGUUUGCUGCUACCACAAGUGAUCUUUUAAUAAAGCUUGCGUUAUACAGAAAAAGCUUUUCGACCAACAUGGUCUUUACAAGGUAAACUGAAUCUGAUGAAGACCAUUGGCUCUACUCAAUCAGAUCCGCUUUAGCUGACAUCCGCAUAGCGGUUGUUUUGGCGGUGUCAGAAGUGGAACUAUGUAGAUGAGUGAAAAUCCACUUUGUCUGAGGAUGACAGAGAAUUAGUGUAGCCCAUAAUAUCCAAUGGAUCUAGCCAAGGUCACCACUCGGAAUACUAUAAGAUGCACGCGUCUAGGUUUACCAUUACGCAAUUGUGGUCCUCUGUAGCUCAGCUGGUAGAGCACGGCGCUUGUAACGCCAAGGUAGUAGGGUUCGAUCCCCGGGACCACCCAUACACAAAAAUGUAUGCACGCACGACUGUAAGUCGCUUUGGAUAAAAGUGUCUGCUAAAUGGCAUAUUAUUAUUAUUAUUUAUUAUUAUUAUUAUUAAGAUGCUAAGGGACAAGGUGCUAAUAUCAAUGGCGUAGCAUUAAAUGAUUGAGUUAACCUUUGCUCAGAGCUGCACAGUUAGAGGCCAAGCAUAUAUGCUAUGUGUAUUGUAAAUAACAUUUACCAUUAGACAAUUCACCAAAUAAUAAUUCAACGAAUAUUACUCAGGAAUGUGAGGACUACAGUUCUUAUCAAUUAAAACUAAUCAGAUGUAUUACAGUAAUGCAAUAAGAAUACAAUUAUCAAAUGGUACAAAUCAGAAAUCUUCACGAUAUAAGUCUUCACAUCAUAGAAAAUUCACCACUAUGACAUUCAAACGUACAUAUGGAGAUCGGUUUACUAAUGACUUCAUGAUCAAAGUUUAAACCUAGCUUUUAUUCUUCCAAGAGCACCACUUUGCACGGCCCAAAACAUUAAAACAAAAUGCAUAAAACUUCACAGGCAUUCUCUAAUCUAAUCACCACACUUCAAAACUGUAUGAUAAGAGCGUCCCCCCUGUGUCGCUCCUCUUUGAACUAUCCGCCUUCCGACGAACAGAAUAACAGUUACAAUAAAACAUAUAAAAAUUCAUAGCUCUUUAUGAACUCUGGAAACAAUCCAAACAUGACAAUUUAAUUAAAACAGUAACAUUCAUUUAGUCAAUUCAGCCAUCCAAACAAUGUCAAAAAUGGUGAUUGAGUCAUCACGCUGGGCCUCGGCCCCAGCAAGUCGCUAGAUGCAUCUUCAUCACUGGCCUUCAUCAUCAUUCACAUUUGUUCACUCUCUCUAUUUUUCUAUUACAACUGCGUUAGAGCUGUCAAAUGCACAAGCGGCUCCUGGCUAUACCAAAAGCGGAUAUUGCCAUUGGCUGCACGGAGUCGCGUUAAGAGAAAUCCCAUGAAGCCUUGUUUACAAGUUUGAACACUGGAAUGUGAGAUGUAAUCUACACCUCGAUUAGGCUGAUUGAAAUGUUACAUUUGAGCGUCAUUAUUUCUAUCAUUGCCUUCAGAAAGUAUUCACACCCCUUGACUUUUUCCACAUAUUGUCACGCCCUGGCUCUGGGGACACUGUUAUGUUGAGCCAGGGUGUGUAGAUCUAUGUAUUCUAUUUCUAUGUUGGGAGUUCUAGUUUGUUUAUUUCUAUGUUGGCCUGAGUGACUCCCAAUCAGAGGCAACGAGUGUCAGCUGUGGCUGGUUGUCUCUGAUUGGGAGCCAUAUUUAAACUGUCUGUUUUUCCCGUUGUGUUUGUGGGUUCUUGUUCUAGUUGGUUUGUGUUAGACCGUUGACUGUCACGUUAUCGUUUUUGUUCGUGUUAUCCUUCAGUGUUAAUAAAUAUGUUUGCAUUCAACGCUGCGCAUUGGUCCUCUGUUCCCGACGAUCGUGACAGAAGAACCCACCAAAACUGGACCAAGCAGCGUGUCCAGGAGCCAUCGCCAGGGGAAUCGCUAGCAGAUCUCCGUGGCAACCUCGACUGGGUCAAGCCUAGUGAGGAGCAGAGAGGGUGGACUUGGGAACAGUGGAGGAAGAGCUUCGACUGGGUCAAGCCCAAUGAGGAGCUGAAUGGCGGGAGUUGGAAGCAGAAGAGCGAGAGUUGGGCGAGAAUUAUAGAGGCCUGGCCCACGGGGAAGAGAGAACCCCAGAACAUUUUUAGGGGGGGGCUCACGACGUCGGGGCAGCAGGAGGCCGCGAUAGAGCGGUCCAGCGGGUUGGCAGAGGAGGCCGCCAGGUUACGGGGGCCACUGGUUGAAGAGGGGAUGGAAGGUGUAGAGGCACGGCGAGAGGUACUGGGGUGUGUUACCAGUCCGGUCCGGCCCGUUCCAGAUCCCGGUGUAGGGCCAGUGGUGUGUGUCCCCAGUACGGUCCGGUCUGUUCCUGCUCCCCGCACCAAGUGUACGGUGCGCGUCGCCAGCCCAGCCCGGCCUGUUCCUGCCCCUCGCACCAAGCCUACGGUGUGCGUCGCCAGCCCGGCCCGGCCUGCUCCUGCCCCUCGCACCAAGCCUACGGUGCGCGUCGCCAGCCCGGCCCGGCCUGCUCCUGCCCCUCGCACCAAGCCUACGGUACGCGUCGCCAGCUCGGCCCGGCCUGUUCCUGCUCCUCGCACCAAGCCUACGGUGCGCGUCGCCAGCCCGGCCCGGCCUGCUCCUGCCCCUCGCACCAAGCCUACGGUGCGCGUCGCCAGCUCGGCCCGGCCUGUUCCUGCUCCUCGCACCAAGCCUAUGGUGCGAUUCGCCAGCCCGGCCCGGCCUGUUCCUGCUCCCCGCACCAAGCCUAUGGUGCGCGUCGCCAGCCCGGUCCGGCCUGUUCCUGCCACUCGCACCAAGCCAGGGGUGCGAGUCGUCAGCCCGGUCCAGCCCGUUCCUGCUCCACGCACCAAGCCAGGGGUGCGUAUUGUCAGCCCGGUCCGGCCCGUUGCUGCUCCACUCACCAAGCCAGGGGUGCGCAUCGUCAGCCCGGUCCGGUCCGCUCCUGCUUCCCGCACCAAGCCAAUGGUGCGCGUCGCCAGCCCGGUUCGGCCCGCUCCUGCUCCUCACACCAAGCCAGUGGUGUGCGUCGUCAGUCCAGCACGGCCCGUGCCUGUUCUCCACACCAAGCCAGUGGUGGGCGUCGUCAGUCCGGCACGGCCCGUGCCUGUUCCACUGGUGCCUGGUCCGGCACCGGUCAGAUGCGUUACGCCGGAGCUAGAGCAAUCCGCUCCAUCAGUGUGCAGUCCAGCUCCGGCCAGCGGGGCCAGACCGGACCAGGGGUACUUUGGGGGGUUGGAGAGGGAGUGGGGAUCAGGCCCGGAGCCGGAUCCGCCGCCAAGGCGGAGUGCCCACCCGGUCCCUCCCCUGUGGUAUUUAGUUGGCGCGGUCGGAGUCCGCGCCUUUAGGGGGGGGGUACUGUCACGCCCUGGCUCUGGGGACACUGUUAUGUUGAGCCAGGGUGUGUAGAUCUAUGUAUUCUAUUUCUAUGUUGGGAGUUCUAGUUUGUUUAUUUCUAUGUUGGCCUGAGUGACUCCCAAUCAGAGGCAACGAGUGUCAGCUGUGGCUGGUUGUCUCUGAUUGGGAGCCAUAUUUAAACUGUCUGUUUUUCCCGUUGUGUUUGUGGGUUCUUGUUCUAGUUGGUUUGUGUUAGACCGUUGACUGUCACGUUAUCGUUUUUGUUCGUGUUAUCCUUCAGUGUUAAUAAAUAUGUUUGCAUUCAACGCUGCGCAUUGGUCCUCUGUUCCCGACGAUCGUGACACAUAUUGUUGUGUUACUGCCUGAAUUUAAAAUUCAUUAAAUUGAGAAUAUGUGACACAGGCAUACACACAAUACCCCAUAUUGUCGAAAUGGAAUUAUGUUUUUAGAAAUGUUUACAAAUUCAUUAAAAAUGAAAAGCUGAAAUGUCUUGAGUAAACUAUUCAACCCCUUUGUUAUAGCAAGCCUAAUUAAGUUCAGGAGUAAAAAUGUGCUUAACAAGUCACAAAUUACAUGGACUCAAUAAUAGUACAGUGGGGGAAAAAAAGUAUUUAGUCAGCCACCAAUUGUGCAAGUUCUCCCACUUAAAAAGAUGAGAGAGGCCUGUAAUUUUCAUCAUAGGUACACGUCAACUAUGACAGACGAAUUGAGGAAAAAAAAUCCAGAAAAUCACAUUGUAGGAUUUUUAAUGAAUUUAUUUGCAAAUUAUGGUGGAAAAUAAGUAUUUGGUCACCUACAAACAAGCAAGAUUUCUGGCUCUCACAGACCUGUAACUUCUUCUUUAAGAGGCUCCUCUGUCCUCCACUCGUUACCUGUAUUAAUGGCACCUGUUUGAACUUGUUAUCAGUAUAAAAGACACCUGUCCACAACCUCAAACAGUCACACUCCAAACUCCACUAUGGCCAAGACCAAAGAGCUGUCAAAGGACACCAGAAACAAAAUUGUAGACCUGCACCAGGCUGGGAAGACUGAAUCUGCAAUAGGUAAGCAGCUUGGUUUGAAGAAAUCAACUGUGGGAGCAAUUAUUAGGAAAUGGAAGACAUACAAGACCACUGAUAAUCUCCCUCGAUCUGGGGCUCCACGCAAGAUCUCACCCCGUGGGGUCAAAAUGAUCACAAGAACGGUGAGCAAAAAUCCCAGAACCACACGGGGGGACCUAGUGAAUGACCUGCAGAGAGCUGUGACCAAAGUAACAAAGCCUACCAUCAGUAACACACUACGCCGCCAGGGACUCAAAUCCUGCAGUGCCAGACGUGUCCCCCUGCUUAAGCCAGUACAUGUCCAGGCCCGUCUGAAGUUUGCUAGAGUGCAUUUGGAUGAUCCAGAAGAGGAUUGGGAGAAUGUCAUAUGGUCAGAUGAAACCAAAAUAUAACUUUUUGGUAAAAACUCAACUCGUCGUGUUUGGAGGACAAAGAAUGCUGAGUUGCAUCCAAAGAACACCAUACCUACUGUGAAGCAUGGGGGUGGAAACAUCAUGCUUUGGGGCUGUUUUUCUGCAAAGCGACCAGGACGACUGAUCCGUGUAAAGGAAAGAAUGAAUGGGGCCAUGUAUCGUGAGAUUUUGAGUGAAAACCUCCUUCCAUCAGCAAGGGCAUUGAAGAUGAAACAUGGCUGGGUCUUUCAGCAUGACAAUGAUCCCAAACACACUGCCCGGGCAACGAAGGAGUGGCUUCGUAAGAAGCAUUUCAAGGUCCUGGAGUGGCCUAGCCAGUCUCCAGAUCUCAACCCUAUAGAAAAUCUUUGGAGGUAGAAGCUGUUAAGAAGCCUUUUGGACCUAGACUUGGCGCUUCGGUACUGCUUGCCGUGCGGUAGCAGAGAGAACAGUCUAUGGUGGACUAGGGUGGCUGGAGUCUUUGACAAUUUUUAGAGCCUUCCUCUGACACCGCCUGGUGUAGAGGUCCUGGAUGGCAGGAAGCUUGGCCUCAGUGAUGUACUGGGCCGUACGCACUACUCUCUGUAGUGCCUUGUGGUCGGAGGCCGAGCAGUUGCCAUACCAGGUAGUGAUACAACCAGUCAGGAUGCUCUCGAUGGUGCAGCUGUAUAACUUUUUGAGGAUCUGGGGACCCAUGCCAAAUCUUUUCAGUCUCCUGAGGGGGAAUAGGCUUUGUCAUGCCCUCUUCAUGACUGUCUUGGUGUGUUUGGACCAUGAUAGUUUGUUGGUGAUGUGGACACCAAGGAACUUGAAGCUCUCAACCUGCUCCACUACAGAAUAGGGACGUGCUCUGUCCUUCUUUUCCUGUAGUCCAAAAUCAUCUCCUUUGUCUUGAGCACGUUGAGGGAGAAGUUGUUAUUCUGGCACCACACGGCCAGGUCUCUGACCUCCUCCCUAUAGGCUGUCUUGUCAGUGAUCAGGCCUACCACUGUUGUGUCGUCGGCAAACUUAAUGAUGGUGUUGGAGUCGUGCCUGGCCAUGCAGUCAUGGGUGAACCGGGAGUACAGGAGGGGACUUAGCACGCACCCCUGAGGGGCCCCCGUAUUGAGGAUCAGCGUGGCAGAUGUUAUGGGUACACUUGUAAUCGGCAAGGGCUAGGGAGUAUUUUAGGAUAAAAAGAAACAGAAUAGAGUUAAGUACAGGCAAAAUCCUAGAGGAAAACUUUUUUGUCUACUUUCCAACAAACACUGGGAGACAAAUUCACCUUUCAGCAGGACAAAAACCUAGAAAAUAAGGCCAAAUAUGCACUGGAGUUGCUUACAAAGAUUACAUUGAAUGUUUCUGAGUGGCCUAGUUACAGUUUUGACUUAAAUUGGUUCGACAGUCUAUGGCAAAACUUGAAAAUGGCUGUCUAGCAAUAAUCAACAACCAACUUGAAUUUUUUAAAUAAUAAUGUGCAAAUAUUAUACAAUCCAGGUGUGCAAUGCUCUUAGAGACUUACCCAGAAAGACUCACAGCUGUGAUUCUAACAUGUAUUGACUCAGGGGUAUGAAUACUUAUGUAAAUUAGAUUUCAUUUUCAACAAAUUUGCUAAAAUGUCUAACGUUUUGUCUUCGUCAUUAUGGGGUAUUGUGUGUAGAUGGGUGAGAGAAUUCUGGCUGUAACACAACAAAAUGUGGAAUAAGUCAAGGAGUAUGAAUAAUUCCUGAAGGCACUGUAGGCUACACAUUCUCGUUCUGAACUUCUAACGCGAGUGGGACGGGUGUGGCUUGGUGACAAUGAUCAACAAGAGCAGCUGCUCACCGAUUUGACAGCUCUAACGCAGUUCCACCAAGACACCACUAAAACAUUAGCAUGCAGGUGUCGGCUAUCGCCGGUUAAUGCUUUCUAGGCCCAUUUCUGUGUAUUUUAUUUUCUUCUGUAUCACGAAAAGCAGUGAGCAUACAUGACCUCUGUGUUUGCUCAUUGUGCAGUAACAAGGGCAUGGACCACCUGCACUGCAUGAAGAUGAAGAACAUUGUGCCCCUGUACGACCUGCUCCUGGAGAUGCUGGACGCCCACAUCAUGCACAGCCCUCAGCUGCCCCAACAAGCCACCUCAGGGGGCCACUGUCCAGAGGUGAGCCCCCUGCAGCCCACCACCCCAGCAGCUGCCCCACCCAGACAUGGACCCCCAGCAGUGGAGGCGAGCCCCAAGAACAGGAGCCAUUGGACUGCAGGGACCCCGGUAGAAAGACAGGUUUGCACACUCCUGUCUCAUUUCAUUCCAUCUCCUGUCGUUUUGCCCUUGAGCAAGGCACUUAACCCCUCAAACAACUUCAAAGGUGCUGCGCCGUGGCUUACCCUGGCUUCAAAUCUGUGUGUGUGUGUGUGUGUGUGUGUGUUUUUCAAGGGGUUGGAUGAAAAUAAAAAUAAAAUCCUUAAUUUCAGUGAUAUCAAAAAGAUAAUGGACAAUAAACAAUUCUUAUUUUAUGACGCUAACCUGCUAUUAUCCCCUCCCUUUCUCUGUCCUUUCCUCUUUGUCUCUUUAUUAGUGGUGAUAAGGGAUCUCUAGCACACAUGGAGGAGCAAAAAGGACAAUGGAGAGUAUGAUGUGAAGCGGAACUCUGUGACUGGGACACUUCUUGGAAAAGCUUUUAAAAACCACUCUGAAAUAGAGGAACUGGGAACGAGUAUAAGGGUGUUUCAGAUGGUGCCUGGAAGGGGCUGCAUCCCAAUGCUUUCAAAUGACAUAUUCUCCUUUCAGGCAUUAGCACUGUUCUGA